AUGGUACUUCAAGAUAUGGGGAACAAAUUGAUUCUCUGGUUCAAACGUUCCAGGAAGAAUUCUUCCUAUCGAGAAGACAGUCAAAUAAAGGUAACUGCUCCUCUCCGAAAAACUGUUUACUGCUAUGGAGUCCAGGAAGGCGGUGAUGAGGCAUUCGACAAGGUGAUGGAACUAUAUAAUGCGGAACAAGUCCAGUUGGAGAAAGACAGUCUACGUGAAGCAUUGGGAUGCCAUAAAGACGUUACUGCUCUAAAGGGACUUCUUAUGCUGGCUUUGGAUCGGAAUUCGUCAUUUGUGCGUCUUCAAGAUGCUCAUGAUGUGUUUAACAUUGUAUCCAGAAAUCCUGUUGGAAACGAACUGCUGUUCAAUUUCCUCACAGAGCGAUGGGAAGAGAUACUUGAAAGUUUGUCAAUACGACACAGAUCAGUUGAUCGAGUGAUCAAAGCCUGUACUCGAGGACUACGAUCCAGGGAACAAGUACAACAGUUGAAGAAUCUAUACAAAAAUGACAAGCGUGCUCGUGAAUACGGUGCAUUUGGUGGGGCAAUAGAAAGAUCGGAACACAGAAUGACGGUACAAUGGACUAAACGGACAGUGUUAAAAUUCACGCCUAUCACCUUACUGCUUUUGUUAUUUCUAGUAGCUGCUUCGAUUGGCCUUUCAAUCGGGCUCACAUACUACUUUACCAGGAAAGCGUAUGAUACUACUGAGAAAAACAAAGAUCAUGGUGCUGAUGAUAACUCACCUUCUGCAGAAGAACUACGUCUCCCGAGGAAUAUAGAACCGUUAUUGUACGAUCUGAGCAUCAAAACUUAUCUGCCGGGUUACGUAAACUUCCCACCUGAGAAGAAUCUCACAUUUGAUGGACAAGUAGGAAUCUCCUUAAGGGUAGUCGAACCAACCAAAAGUAUUGUACUCAACUCAAAGAAUAUCACCGUGAUACCAGAUAAAUGCGAACUGUUUUUGGGCGACAAAAAACUUGAAAUAGAAAGUAUCAAAGAACAUGAAAGACUAGAAAAGUUGGAAUUUCUACUGAAAAAUCGGCUAGAGAAGGAUCAAGAAGUCCUGCUAAAGAUAAUUUAUACGGGUAUCAUCAGCAACACCCUUGGCGGACUCUAUCAAGCCACUUAUACAGAUACUGAUGGAACCGUCAAGGAAGUCAGCGGUGACUGGAUCAUAUCGAAAUUCGAGACAACACCUCGGAUGUCUUCCUAUUUGUUGGCUGUGGUUGUUUCAGAAUUUGAUUACAUCGAAGGAUUCACCAAAACAGGUGUUCGGUUCCGAAUAUGGUCACGACCAGAGGCAAUGAAUAUGACAGGAUAUGCAAGGGAUGCCGGCAUAAGAUGUUUGGAAUUCUACGAAAAGUUUUUCGACAUCAAAUUUCCUCUCAAAAAGCAAGAUAUGGUUGCUCUUCCUGAUUUCUCCGCUGGUGCCAUGGAAAAUUGGGGUCUUAUCACUUACAGAGAAAACCAAUUACUGUAUGAUGAUAGAUACUAUGGACCGAUCAACAAGCAGCGGGUUGCCCUUGUUGUUGCUCAUGAACUUGCCCACCAGUGGUUUGGCAAUCUGGUCACGCUGAAAUGGUGGGACGAUACGUGGCUAAACGAAGGCUUUGCAACCUUUGUGGAAUACAUUGGAACAGAUGUAAUUAGCGAUAAAAACUUCAGAAUGGACGACUUUUUCCUACCGGAUGCACUUGCAAUCGGCUUGGAUGCUGAUGCGGUAUCAUCAACCCAUCCGCUUUCGUUUAGAGUUGAUAAAGCUGCAGAAGUUGCUGAAGCAUUUGACGAAAUUACCUACGCCAAGGGAGCAUCCGUUUUGGUAAUGCUACAGGCUGUAAUUGGCGAGAAAAACUACAAGCAAGCUGUAACGCAAUACCUGAAGAAGUUUUCGUACAGCAACGCCCAAGCUUCUGAUCUCUGGGACGUUUUUGACGAAGUUGUCAAGGACGUCAAAGGUCCAGACGGUAAUCUCAUGAAAACGACCGAAUUUGCAUCACAAUGGACUACUCAGUUGGGAUUUCCUCUGGUCACUGUGAAAGCUAUCAAUGCAACUUCUUUGCAAAUAACACAAACUCGGUAUAAGACGAACAAAGACGCCCUGGAGCCGGAGAAAUACCGUCAUCCAAAAUACGGAUUCAAGUGGGACAUUCCUCUGUGGUAUCAGGAAGGCGAUAACAAAGAUAUAAAGUUAGCAUGGUUGACCAGAGAAGAACCGCUCUAUUUGCACGUGAGCAACCCUGACACUUCCAUUGUCGUGAACGCGGAUCGCCAUGGAUUUUAUCGACAGAACUAUGAUGCUAAUGGUUGGCGAAAGAUCACCAAACAGCUCAAGGAAAAUCAUAAGGCAUACAGUACUAGGACGAGAAAUGCGAUUAUAGGCGAUGCAUUUGCAGCGGCUCUAAUUGACGAACUUGAGUAUGAAACUGUAUUUGAACUGCUUGAAUACGCCAAAAAUGAAGAGGAAUACUUGCCAUGGACAGAGACAAUAUCUGGUUUUUAUGCCAUCUUAGACUUCUUCGGAAAUGAGCCGGAGUCGACAUCGGCUAAGGCUUUCAUGAUGAAUAUAUUGAAGCCGAUGUAUGAGAAAACCAAUAUGACAUAUAUCGCUGACAACUACAAAAACGAUUCGCUAUUCUUUGAAAUGAAUCUCCAAAAAUCUGUUAUCAAUGCCUAUUGCUUCCUUGGAUCCAAAGAUUGUAUCAAAAAAUACACAGAUUUGUUCUUCGAAGAGGUUAUGAAGAAAUGUAGAGACGAUGACGAAGCAAGCAAAUGUGUCAGCAUCGCUGCCCCUCUUCGAGCGAAAGCCUACUGCUAUGGCGUGAAAGAAGGCGGAGACGUUGCUUUCGAUAAGGUAAUGAAAUUAUACUAUGCAGAAAAUGUUCAAUUGGAAAAAGACGUGCUACUUCAAGGAUUAGGAUGUCACAAAGAUAUUACAGCAUUGAAGAGGCUUCUUCUCCUAGCUCUGGAUCGAAAUUCCUCAUUUGUUCGACUUCAAGACGUGACUGAUGUUUACGACGCUGUAUCAUCGAAUCCCGUUGGCAAAGAAUUCAUGUUCAACUUCCUCCUUGAGAGAUGGGAAGAAAUCCUUGAAAGCUUGACAACGGAGCACCGAGCUGUUGAACGAGUGAUCGAAGCGUGUACUGCAGGUAUUCGAUCGGAGCAGCAAAUAGAUCAGCUGAGGAGCCUUCAAAGAAAGGGUGCACAUGCUCGAGAAUAUGGAGCAUUCGACGAACAAAUCGAACGAGCAGAACAUAAAAUCAAUUGGAUCAAGAAACAUUUGCGGAAAUUAUCGGAUUUCUUCGAAAAAUCUACUUCUUGA
Haemonchus placei is the source of this 3321-nucleotide messenger RNA. The record is from the annotation of a GenBank genome assembly. NCBI's taxonomy places the organism in Eukaryota, Metazoa, Nematoda, Chromadorea, Rhabditida, Trichostrongylidae.